Messenger RNA from Paramecium octaurelia, 362 nucleotides. NCBI's taxonomy places the organism in Eukaryota, Ciliophora, Oligohymenophorea, Peniculida, Parameciidae. The record is from the annotation of a GenBank genome assembly.
AUGAAAUAAUAAGAAUACAGUAAGGUUAAGGAAUAGACAAGAGCUCUAUUCAUUACAAAUAUCAUUUCCAGAUUGAUAAUUAUAUAUCGAUAGACUAAAUGCUUAAAUUAAAGUAAAAAAUGAAAAAUAUAGAUCUAGUUAGAUCUCAAAUAACGAAUCCUGAGAAUAGAAGUAAACUAGUAUAUUCAAAUGAAAUUGAUAGACUGAGCAAUAUAAUUAGAGUAAUGCAAUAAAUAAUCAAAUUUCAAAAUAUUAUGGAUAUUAAAAUGAAUCCAGUGAUGAAUGUUGAGAAAUCUGUUAGUUAGAAUGCUAAUAAUGUAUGUAUUCUAAAUGCUACCUAUGUGAAAAUAGAUGGCAACUGA